GAAGAACAGAGCAGCUCUGAAUCAGGUGAUGAUCUGUAGCUUGUGUCUUAGUGUUUGCUGUCAUUCCUCUACAGCGACAGUGUGUGUGGAUGUGAAGAUGGAGCUGACUUUGCUCUGUGUACUGUCAUUAUUCUUGCUAAAUACAAACGUUUACGGAAAUGAUGCUGUUUCCUAUAGAGUCUCUGUGACCAAACAACCCAGCUGGACUCAGACGUUCAGUGGUGAGAGCAUCACUCUCACAUGUGAGAUCGAUGGAGUUUCCUAUAGAGUCUCUGUGACCAAACAACCCAGCUGGACUCAGACGUUCAGUGGUGAGAGAAUCACUCUCACAUGUGAGAUCCAUGGAGGUGGAGACGCUCAGUGGGAGUAUGAAUGGAGAACAAGCAGCUCAAACCAACCUGAUGAUAAAACUGGUAAAGUGUUGAUGAUCAGAGCUGAUGAGUCUCACAGUGGAGACUACUACUGCAUGGGCAGAAGAAACCAUGAGUCAACACAGUGGAGUGAUGUCAUCACACUGACAGUAACAUCAGAACCACCCAAACCCAGACUGACUGCAGGUCCAUCAACCAUAUCAGUAGGAGGCAGCGUGACACUGAGCUGCUCUGUGGACGGUUCUGAUGGAUGGAAAUAUGAGUGGUUCAGAUGGACGUCAAACAGAUGGACACCAGCAGCUGAUGGAGACAACAGAGAAAUCAGAGUCACACGAGGAGGAAAAUACACAUGCGUAGGAAGAAGAGGAGAACCAGCUGUUUACACUUAUAACAGUGAUGAUGUCACCAUCGAGAUAACUUAUUCUAAUUCUGCGUCUGUGAGUCUGCAACUGGACUGGACUCAGGUGAUCAGAGGUCAGAUCACUGUUAGAUGUGAGAUCCAGGGAGGUGGAGACACUCAGUGGGUUUAUGACUGGGAAACAACCAGUGGACAAACAAUCACACAUAGAACAGACACUAAUUACUGGACAGUGUCUGCGUUCAGCAGUGGAGGCUACAGGUGCAGAGGAACAAACAGACAGGACCCAUAUUCUUCAACACGGUGGAGUGAAGCUGCUGCACUGACAGUAUCAGCUGCUGUGUUGACCCUUGACCCCAGCAGGUCCAGGUAUUUUACCGGAGAGUCUGUGACCUUCACAUGUGACAUGAAGGACGGCAAACACACUGAGUGGGAAACCAGACUCAUCAAAGAUGGAGUAGAAAUAGCUUCAUAUAGUGGAUACAGAAUAAAAGCUCUGUCUACAGGAGACAGUGGUAGAUACCAGUGUUUUAGAGUCCACAGGAAAACAAACCACAUAAAAACCAGUGGAACCAUUGAUUUAACUGUAUCAGGUGAGUCAUCGUUGACUUGAUGAGCAUUUUCCAGUUGUCAGUUUGGUCUAAGGUUCAAACAAGGUGGUUGUGACUCUUCAUCCCAACUGGACUCAGUUGUUCAGUGGAGACACGAUCGCUGUCAAAUGUGAGAUGGACGACAGAGGAGACACUGAAUGGAAAUAUGAUGAUAUGAUUGUUGUGUAUGUGUUGUUAAAUGUGUUGUUGUUCAGAUGUUGAUCCGUCAGCGUCUCUCACAGUGAGUCCUGACACAGUUCAACACUUCACCCGUGACUCCGUGUCACUGAGCUGUGAGGGAAACUCUGCUGAGUGGAGAGUCAGGAGGUUUCCUGAAGGAGGCUUCCUGUCAUCCUGCUCCUACUGGACAACAUCUGGAUCCAGAUGCGACAUCAUCACAUCACAGUCUGGUUCUGCAGUGUUCUGGUGUGAGUCUGGAUCAGGACACUUCAGUAACUCAGUCAACAUCACUGUUCAUGAUGCAGGUUUGAUCCUGAUGAGUCCUGUCCGUCCUGUGACUGAGGGACUCUCUGUGAGUCUGAGCUGUAAGUUGAAGACAGGACAAAAAGCUUCCAGUGUGUUUUUCUAUCACAAUGAGCAACUGAUCCAAAACAACAGCAGAGUAGAGCUGAACAUCUCUGCAGUGUCAAAGUCACAUGAAGGUUUCUACAAGUGUUGGUACCAAGGAACAGAGUCUCCACAGAGCUGGAUGGCAGUGAACGGAUUCUCUCCUGAAGCUCCAUCAUUUUCUGCCUCCUUUACUGUUGGACUGGUUGUUAGACUUUCAGUGAUUGUUUUCCUGCAGCUGCUGCUGUUGUGUGUUUGGAGAAACAUGAAAGGUGAGACUCUGUAAAUUCUGUCUAAGACUUGAUGAAGCUCUGGAGCAGUUUGAGUAUAAAUCUACAUAAUAACUCUACAGUCUCCUCUCUUGUUUUAGCUGUAACAAUAAUUUCCAUUUUCACAGCACACAGAAGUGUGAGCACUGAUCAAAGCUCUGCUACACAGCAAACAGUCAACCAGCUUGAACCUCAGCUUUACUCCUCUCUGCUCCACGGUGAUGUUUGUGUCUAUGAAUCAGUCGGAGGCUCUUGAAACAAUGAUGGUGGUACAGUAUAAUAUUUGAUUAAUGCAGAGAUUAUAUGACACUGAAAAAGAUGUGACUUGAUGAUUUCAGAGGAACCAACAGAUGAACCCAGUAAAACCACAGUGCUGCUUCAUAGUCAAUGUCCUGACAAGAUAAAUACACAAAAGCUGCACCUAAUGAUAGAUCAUAGUAAUAAUUGGUUUACAGCUGUGGAAGCCUUUAAUAAACUUUAGCAUCUUUACAGGGACACAUGAUGAUACAGAGGAAGAUCAUGAUUACAACAACGUGGAUCCAAAUGCAGCCACAGGUACAAAUAUAAUCUUCACAGUAGUUUAGCAAUAAUGUUAAUACUCAGUGUGUUUAUAGUAAAAUGCAUUUAGAGGUGAGUGUUUGUAGUUUAUAACAAGUCAGAACCACAAAUAAUGUUGAUGUCUGUGAUCACAUCACAGCUGAGUUCAGGAGGUGUGAUACAGAAAUAAACUAAUUAUUAAUACAGAAAAGAAAAAAACUGUUGACUUGAACAUUAAGACACUGUCAGUGACAUUAUUAUCUUAUCAUCUGCCACCUGCAGCAGAUUAACUGGUUUCCACUGACUCUUCAGUGCUUUGACCCUUGGUGCAUCUAAGUUAUGUUUAAUGUCCAUCCAUCCAUUUUCUAAACCGCUUACUCCCUAGUGCGGGGUCGCGGGGUGCUAGAGCCAAUCCCAGCUGGCUAUGGGCGAGAGGCAGGGUACACCCUGGACAGGUCGCCAGUCCAUCGCAGGGCAACACAUAGACAGACAACCAUUCACUCACACACUCACACCUACGGGCAAUGGAGAGAAGCCAAUCAACCUAAUGCACGUCUUUGGACUGUGGGAGGAGAACCCGGAGAGAACCCACGCAAACACGGGGAGAACGUGCAAACUCCACACAGAAAGGCACCAGAGCCGCCGGGAAUCGAACCCAGAACCUUCUUGCUGUGAGGCGACAGUGCUACCCACCGUACCAUCGUGCCGCCGAUGUUUAAUGUCAUUUUGUCAUUUUAUACAGAUUCAUAAAGAAAAGUUGAUCAGAACAAGAACCACAAGUGUUCUGUUAACAACAUGCUGAGACUGUUUACAGCAUUUAUAAAGUUACUGUUUUCAUCAGAGCAGUGUUAAACAGGUGAUAAUAUAUAGAAUAAUACGAUGUGACACAUGUAGAAGAUCCAGUAGUAGCUGAAAGUCGUCAAAAGAAACCAGCUUCACUAAAAACAGCCAAAGCUUCAGAACUCAGAUUUAGCUUUGUCUGUGGCUGCAACAACAAAUCCAUGUCAUCAUCAACAAUAAUGGGUGACAGAAAUAAUGGAUAACGGAUGUAGCAGCGGUAACAAACACUGUGCAGCCAUCCUGUGAAGACGCUUCAUUUAUGCUGCUGUGUAAAAAGUUACUUUCUUACCUCAGUUGUUCCGCAGCGACUUGCGAGCGUGAGACGGCUCCGCAAUCGCUACUUAGUCAUUAACGGCGUCACCAUAGAUUAAGUCAACAACCGUGCAGACACUACAUGUAAAAGCAGCAAAUAACAGCAGCUUUAACACAUGAGGAUGUGUUUUUAGUGGUUGUGGCCCCAGAGCCAGAAGGAGCCGGGGGUCUUUGGUGUUUCCAUGGUAACAAAAUAAUGGCUGGCUGCAGCCCCAGCUUUAUCAUUUCAUGUGUCAUAAUAUAAUGUAUGUUUGCUCUUAAUAUUGUUGAAGUGUGAUUCGUUAUGUUUAUUUCAGUAUAGUCUGAAACAUUAUUAUGUUCAGCACAUUAAUGUUAAAGUUCAUCGCCUGGUGGAUCGAAGUUACUUUAGAUGCUUUUUUUUUCUUUGUUAAUUUUAGAUUUGGACUGUUGACAAAUAUAUUUUAGAUUUACUGGAUAAUGUUACGUAUGUUAAUGAUGUUAAUUGAAGCAUGGCAUGUGAUCUGACUGAGUGGCUCUGUAAAUAACCUACACACAAGCAGUGAAGUAAACACCAUAUAAAAUAUAUGAUGCAGUUUCAAACACAUUUUUAAUCUAUUGAUAUGAAUACUUUCUAUGUAAUUCUCCUCAUUGUGGUCGCUGAGUGACUGAGUGACUGGUUUGUGUUUCCUCACUCUGUUCAAACCAGAAAACUCCACACCGUCUCCUGCCUCAGGACCUAUCAACAUUUACUAGUGACUCACUGAGCUUUUCUAUUUGUCAUUAUUAUUUACAAGUCGACCAUUUAAUCAAAUUAUAUGGAGACAAUGAGGAGGAAGAUGCCAAAGACGUCUUGUUCUCAUCCGGUGUUGUGAUAUUUGACCUUGGUUUCUCUUGCUUGGAUACUUUGUCUUUUUAUCUCUGUACAUUCUGUAUUGGCCUUUUAACCAUCAGCGGAGAGAAGCCAACAGUGGGUUUAUGGGUUAUUGUAUGAUUGUGAUGCAUGUUUUAUUUUGCUGUUAACGUUAUCGCUGAGCGUGUAUCAGAACCAUCCCUGCUUUAGUCCUGCUUGAACUGUGGCUCAUUUUCCACAUCCAAAUCUUCCAUUGAUGUGUGUCAUUAGUGAGGCCUGGUAGCUCAGUGGGAAGGAAAGCUUCCUGGUUCCAGCCCUGCCUCUGACACUUCACACUAGCUCCCCAGGUGUGUGUGUGUGUGUGUGUGUGUGUGUGUGUGGCAGCCCACUGCUGGGUUAAAUGCAGAGGACACGUUUCAUUGUGUGACAAGUGAUGAAUAAAGUUUCAUUAUUGGGUCCA
Messenger RNA from Betta splendens (Siamese fighting fish), 5115 nucleotides. RefSeq names its product carcinoembryonic antigen-related cell adhesion molecule 5-like. Bases 29 to 1342 code for a protein of 437 amino acids. The transcript has 10 exons. Lineage: Eukaryota; Metazoa; Chordata; Actinopteri; Anabantiformes; Osphronemidae. Gene Ontology annotation, molecular function: transmembrane signaling receptor activity. Gene Ontology annotation, biological process: cell surface receptor signaling pathway. The record is from RefSeq and is a predicted model, not a curated record.